This is a messenger RNA of Xyrauchen texanus (razorback sucker), 564 nucleotides long. Its product is annotated as C-C motif chemokine 28-like. The transcript is spliced from 3 exons. Gene Ontology annotation, molecular function: chemokine activity. Lineage: Eukaryota; Metazoa; Chordata; Actinopteri; Cypriniformes; Catostomidae. Gene Ontology annotation, biological process: immune response. The coding region runs from base 96 to 389 and encodes 97 amino acids. The record is from RefSeq and is a predicted model, not a curated record. Gene Ontology annotation, cellular component: extracellular region.
UUCAGACAGGUUCUAUGACCUGGGCGGUAACGGGGACUUGCGUGCGGAGGUUUUAAUAGUCUUGUCUUCUAUUCAGUCUCAUUGUUGUUUCAAACAUGGAGCUGAAAAGAACAUCUCUUCUGCUGCUCGUCCUGUGUGCUGCAAUUCUCACCAGCACUGAAGUUGUCAUUCCGAACUGCUGUGUGAGGGUUUCCGGGAGAAUACCCCGUCAAAUGUUGCGGAGAGUCUCGAGAUAUGAGAUACAGACGAAAUCCGGUGCCUGUGACAUCGAUGCAGUGAUAUUACAUAUCAAAGGCCACAGACCCCUCUGUGCUCAUCCCAAAGAGCUGAAACUCGUGAAGAAAUACUUGAAGAAAAGAAAUCAGAAACAAAACUCCGGACAGGCUUAAAAGCAACGAUGGAAAGCAACAGUUUGAUCUUCAUCACUCGUCCUGAAAUCCAUGACGUGGCAUUAAUCUAAAUGGCUGUUUUUACUUGUUCAACUUCACUUUACUGAUAGUUUCAUCCCUUUUUUACAACCGUUUUUCAUCAAAUAAAAUCAUUUUCAGUUUUGGAUGUGUGUUG